Paramecium octaurelia is the source of this 1230-nucleotide messenger RNA. NCBI's taxonomy places the organism in Eukaryota, Ciliophora, Oligohymenophorea, Peniculida, Parameciidae. The record is from the annotation of a GenBank genome assembly.
AUGCACAAUCCCUCAAACAUAAUUAAGACCGAAAAGGCUUUACUAACUCCUAGACCUGUACCAACCCAAUAAUAAACUAUAUUUAGAAUUUAAAAUCCAACAGAUGAAAAAAUUCAAUAAUUUUUAGGAAGAACUCAUCAUCAUCACAAUUCAUUUUAUGAGCCUGGAUAAAUGAUUUUCUCGUUUACUCUUUUAACAUUAGAGAAAAUUCUAAAGAAUGCACAUGUAGAAAUUUAAUAAAUUAAAUAUAAAGUUUUAAAGCUAAUUGGACAAGGCAGUUUUGGGUAAGUCUUUCUAUUAAAUAAAGAAAACUCUAAUUUAUAUUUUGCUCUUAAAGUUUAAAAGUAAAUGAAUGAAGAAGAAAAAAAAAUUCUUUCUGGGCUCAAAGGAAUAAAAUUUAAAAAUCUUGUAAACACUAUAGAAUGUUUGUGUAAUAGUUAAACUAAAGAAUAUUUUAUUUUGAUGGAAUAUUGCGAAAAAAGCUUAGAAGAUGUAAUUCAUCAAGAAAAAUUAAAUCAUCAAGAUGCUCGCUAUAUAAUUAAAUAAAUUGCAAAUGGUAUAAGGGAACUUCAUGAAAAGAAAAUAAUACACAGAGACUUAAAGCCAGAGAAUAUUCUAGUGUUCUCCUUUAUCGAUGGAGAAAACACCUAGAUAACUUACAAAAUAUGUGAUUUUGGAUUAUCUAGUACUAAAUAGAGUUCAUAAACCUAUAAAUGCGGUACAUCUCAUUAUAUGGCUCCAGAACAAAUUUAAGGUUUAUCUGAUAAGGCUAUAGGUUAUAAUGCUUCAGUGGAUAUUUGGGCACUAGGAGCAGUGAUUUAUGAACUAUUUUCUGGGGAGGUCUUAUUCAUGGGUAACAGUAACUAAGAAAUCUUUGACUUGAUAUUAAGUACUAAAUAAGAAAAAUUAGAGGAAAGAAUAAAAAAUAAGAUUGGCAAUUUAGAGCAUGUCAAUCUUGUUUUAUAAAUGAUGCAAAUCGAUCCAAACAAGAGAAUUACAAUUAAUGAAGCAAUAAAUAAGUUAACAAAAGGAGGAACCAAAAAGAUUAAUUAAAAUAAGUCACUCAAUGACAUUUAAGUUUAAUAAUUUCAACCCAAUAAAAGUGUGCAAGCUCUCCCAUAAUAACUCAUAACUGAGAUUCAGAAUUUUCAUGCAAAGAAAAUACAGGAAAUAUUAAAUUAAUAACCUAAUAUGAAAACAUAAAUUCAUAAAAAGCCUUAACUUCUUUGA